Molecule: messenger RNA, 703 nt
Organism: Lemur catta (Ring-tailed lemur)
Lineage: Eukaryota; Metazoa; Chordata; Mammalia; Primates; Lemuridae
Gene: PIERCE1
Product: piercer of microtubule wall 1
Exons: 3
Coding region: 61-471 (136 amino acids)
Biological process (GO): axoneme assembly
Cellular component (GO): axonemal microtubule
Source: RefSeq, a predicted model, not a curated record
CAGGCCGUCGCUUAGCGACGGGACGCAGACCGACGUCGCGCCCGGGCUGCCCGAGGCAAAAUGUCCGAGGAAAGCCCCGAAGAGUGCCCGGAGCCCGUGCAGCUGGAGCCCAAGGCCCCCCCGGAGAAAACCAGCGACUACUACCGCGUGAGCGAGGACCUGCCGGUCAGGUUCAACAACCCGGCGUGGUUCCGGGGCUACAGGACCAAGAAGGCUGCCUCACUGUACAGGACCAGUAACCAGACGUACGGGAGCAGAGCCCCCACCGUGCACGAGAUGCCCAAAGUAUUUUAUCCAAAUACACAUAAAUUUUCCAGAGAACUUGCAGCCUCUGGAAUGUUCCGGAACAAUACUUUCAAUGUGUACAUGGAGAAAAGCCUCGUGACUGGCCCCGACAACUAUAUUACCUCCUUUGACCGGCUCAACUUCCACCCCAGUUACAAUGUCAGCAAGCCAUCCAUCUGCGAUUGAGGGGUCUUUUGGCUCUCUGGGGGGUCUUUUGGAAUCAUUGUCCCUGAUGGUUGACAGUUUGCCCGAUUGUAAAGGAACCGACUUUGCUGCUUUCCCUGAAAAUAUUUUUCCUCCCUGGAAUAGAAAAAUAUGCAAACGGGGCUGUGAAGUCCUGCUUUCUCUAUUUUAUAUCUAAGAUGUACGUGGAAAAGAUGCUAAUGUUGACUUUCCAUUAAAAACGUCAUGUCCUGAA